GAGUGAGACAGAGAUAGAGGGGAAGAGUGCGUGAAAACAAGGAACACAUCCGCAGUGCAAAGGGAAAACUUUUUGCAUGCCACAAGCAGCAGCAGGAGCGGCAGCGGCAGCAGCAGCAGCUGACUGUUGCAGGAAGCCUGACAGCGGGACGGCUGCAGCAGGACCCGGACAACACUGUUGCGGACAGGACACGCGUCCGGUCCUGUCAUAAUCAAUUCAAUAGAAGCCUCUAGCAAACAGCGGCUCAGGAUACGUCGGACACACCCGAACAAGCGCAGCAAGAGGCAACAUUAAUGAAUCCUUAGAAUUCCAGACAGGCUCCAGCAGUGUAAUGCGCCUUGGGGGAAGUGGCAUACCAUACGACGGCGACCCCCUGACAAUGAGCGCAGCUGGCAACGAUUAUGCCGAACUUUGCGAUCUUGGACCCUCACGUUGGAGUGCACGAGCCUACGGAUAUCAUGGCGGAGCAGCAGCGGGACUUGGCCUUGGCGGCCCCAGUGGCGGUGGCAUCGGCGGACUGGCCGGCCUCAUUUCGGGCGCCACCCAAUCAUCAUCCAGCGUGCCGACUGGCGGCUCGCAAGGACUCAGUGCCCACCAUAUGCGGAGCAGUGCGGGUGCUCCUAGCAGCUACGAGGCCGAGGACAUCGGCCUGGCCUACGGCAUGAUCAGUCCACCGCCCGGCAGUGGCGGCCCCUACGGGGGCCCGGCGUCGGGUAUGGGCAGCGGCUCGCGUGUGGGGAAUAGCACGAGCUCGCUGCGCGCCGGUGGAGGAGCGGGAGGAGGAGGAGGAGCUGGUGGCGGAGGACGCUCUGGGCUCUACUACUCGCCGCCAGGCACCUCGUACACAAUCAUUGAGCGUCCCCACUCGCCCCACUACUACUUUAACUCGGCGGGGGUGCCCACCAAGGGGGGCUCGCUGCCGGGACGCGGCUCUGCGUACCUCAGCUCCUCACCCGCCAGCCAUAUGGCCGCCGGCACGGCGGGCACCCUGCCCACCUCAACGGCGGCCAGUGGGCGGUCGUCGAUGGGCAACGGCAACAAGAAGCGGCCCAUAUCGCCGGAGCAGGUGCUGCGCAUGUUCGGCGCCACGCAGUCGUCUUCAGUUCCUACGAGUAGCUAUCACUACAGCAAUGGCGGCACCCGCGAUCGCACCGGACGACGCAGUCCGGCCAGCAGUCCGCCCUCGACGACGCAUCAGAUCUAUCGGGAUCGUGAGCGGGAACGAGAUCGCAGUGUUCCCAACAUUCACGAACUAACGACGCGAACCGUUUCCAUGUCGCGCGAUCAGCUGAUCGAUCAUGGCUUCGGUAUCUGUGUCAAAGGAGGCAAAGACUCAGGCUUGGGCGUUUACAUCUCACGCAUCGAGGAGAAUUCGGUGGCCGAGCGCGCCGGACUGCGACCGGGUGAUACAAUCCUAGAGGUGAACGGCACCCCAUUCACCUCAAUCAAUCACGAGGAGGCGCUGAAGAGAUGUGUGCAGAUAUUGAAAUCGUCACGUCAAAUCAGUAUGACGGUGAGAGCCCCACCCACGCUGAACUCGACGGCGCCGCUCCAUGGAUUUGGACCACCCUCCCGCGAUCCCAUGUACGCGUCGAUGGCACCACCCCUGCAUCCACAGAAUCAAGCGGCGGCGGCGGCAUCGGGAGCGGGCUUGCCCUUCCGGCAGACCUGCUCCUGGAUGGAUCGGCAUGGUAGGCCCGCCUCGCCGCCCAUGGAAUACGGGGGCAGACGGAGCGAUCGACGAGAUCGGAUACGUCGGGUAGAGCUGCUCAUAGAGCCGGGACAAUCCCUGGGCCUGAUGAUACGCGGCGGCGUGGAGUACGGCUUGGGCAUCUUUGUCACCGGUGUGGACAAGGAUAGUGUGGCCGAUCGGUGUGGUCUGAUGAUCGGCGACGAAAUCCUCGAGGUCAAUGGCCAAUCGUUUCUCGAUGUGACGCACGACGAGGCCGUUGGUCAGUUGAAAUACCACAAGCGCAUGUCGCUGGUGAUACGUGAUGUGGGCAAAGUGCCGCAUUCCUGUACCUCCAUCGAGAUGGAGCCCUGGGAUGCCUACAGUCCAACAGGCACAAGGGCACGCCGAAAAGGUCAGAUUGCGACCAUGGUGGAGGAGAAGGCCCGCUCUCUGCUGCCCCGUCAUCAUUUUGCAAGCCUCUCCUACUAUAUUGCAGAGUAUAGUGGGAAAGCAAUGACCAUAGAUGCCUUUGUUGCCGUCUUGUUAGAGAUGUUAGAUACGUACGAAAAGCACACGCUAGUGACGGAGAUCCGAGAACUUGUGUUCCCCGAGGAUCGCACGCGAUACGAUGAGCUCGUCUAUCGCAGGGAACGCGAUCCUUAUAGCGUGGACAGGCACAGGCGUAAGGGAGACCCCGCCCGUGAUUUGCCGGUAACAGCUGACGAUUUGGAGAUUAUAGCCGCCACCGGACGUAGUCCCUCAUCGGACUCGGGACUAGGCAUGACCGUCACGGAUAUACACAAACGACCCGCAAUCCAGUUGCCAUAUCGGCCCAUGUCGGCGGGACCAAUACUGCAUCGCGCACAGCCAGCAUCACAUUAUCAGACAGCAAGUAACCAAUCUUCAUCAUCAUUAUCGCCAACACCCCAACAACAGCAACAACAAAAGCAGCAAAAGCAAAAGCAAAAUCAACAGCAACAACAUUAUCCACCUCAUCAUGCCUCAUUGCGUCAUCUGGGUGGCAUCAACAGCGGCAACGUGGGAUCUGUGUCUAUGCGUCAUCAUCAUCAUCAGCACCAACACCACCAACAGUCGGGACCAAAUCAGUUGAAAUUCAAGCAAACCAAAGACAAUCAGCAACAGGAAUACGGCUGUGAUGAGCAUAGAACUAGAGCUCGCCGGGGAAGCGAAACCCUAUUACCGGAAUACGAACAAGAUGCGGAACAGGGCGGCUACUUAGAUGGACUACGUUCACAUUUGGGUGGUUUAACACAACGUGUCAAAUCAUGGUAUUGGGGACGACCUCUAGAGUUGGCCACAAAACUCUCAAGAAGUUUCGAUAUGAAGGAAGAAGGCGGCACAUUGCUGGGCGAUAAAGGUGUACGAAGGCAUCAGUCCAUGCAGCGUCUGUCCGCUGAGCAGAAUGGUGGUUCAACGACUGAACAAACACAUGAACACAAUCCAAACGUCGUACCUGAUCAUAGAGGCAACUUACACAUUACAGUUAAGAAAACCAAACCAAUUUUAGGUAUUGCUAUCGAAGGUGGUGCUAAUACAAAACACCCGCUCCCUAGGAUAAUCAAUAUCCAUGAAAAUGGUGCAGCAUUUGAAGCGGGCGGCCUGGAGGUCGGGCAACUGAUACUGGAGGUAGAUGGAACGAAGGUGGAGGGUCUACAUCAUCAGGAGGUUGCUCGACUGAUAGCCGAAUGCUUUGCUAAUCGUGAAAAGGCUGAAAUAACCUUCUUAGUUGUCGAAGCAAAGAAAUCAAAUUUGGAACCGAAGCCAACAGCGUUGAUAUUUUUAGAAGCCUAA
Messenger RNA from Drosophila obscura, 3484 nucleotides. It is a transcript of the gene dysc, whose product is annotated as whirlin. Bases 332 to 3484 code for a protein of 1050 amino acids. Gene Ontology annotation, molecular function: protein binding. The transcript is spliced from 18 exons. Gene Ontology annotation, cellular component: stereocilia ankle link complex; stereocilium tip; plasma membrane. NCBI's taxonomy places the organism in Eukaryota, Metazoa, Arthropoda, Insecta, Diptera, Drosophilidae. The record is from RefSeq and is a predicted model, not a curated record.